AUGCAGAAAUUUUCCUAAUAUCUCUAGCCAUUUAAUUCCUUUUAACUAUUAUUUAAUUUAUUUAAGAUAAGACAAACUCAAUUGGUUAAUUUUCAAUUAUUAACUUUUUUUAGAGUAUUGUUGAGUUAUCUACACUUAUCUUUACAACCUCAGAUUAUUAAGAAAUAAACAUACUUUAUUCAUUAUUUGUUCUGCUAUAGCAAAUCCAAAACUUUUUACCAUAUUUAUAAAGCUUACAAGACCCUAGCUAAAAUCAAAAUAAUAACUAAAUCUAAAAUUAGAAUGAAGCUCAAAACAAAUAAAAUGGUGAAUUUAGUUAUGCCUUCUUUAUUAUCUUUAACUGCAUUCCAAUCUUUAUUUGUAUAAGCUUGGCAAAUGAUUAAAAUUUAAAAAUAGUAUCAACUAUAAGACUGA
Messenger RNA from Tetrahymena thermophila SB210, 414 nucleotides. RefSeq names its product transmembrane protein, putative. The record is from RefSeq and is a predicted model, not a curated record. NCBI's taxonomy places the organism in Eukaryota, Ciliophora, Oligohymenophorea, Hymenostomatida, Tetrahymenidae. The transcript has a single exon.